AUGUCAGCAACUGAAAGCCGACGGGCAAGCAGCUCGCAUGCUUCACAAAUGGCAGCCGAGUCGCCAGCUCCUUCGUCAACAAGGCAGCGCCCCGCCUCACCCGCUCUACAACCUGCUGCAGGCCAGCGGACUCCCCUUAAUGUCGCAAACAUCCCUUCCUCGCGCCCUGCCGCUGCCCCCGAAUCAUCUCCCGACUCAUCGCCAACCCAAACCGAUUCUACACGAGAAACGACGUCCUCACCUCAGCGCAUCAAGGUCCGCGAUUUGAAACACAUCCAGACCAUGGCAGACAACGAAAUGCAUCCCUUUGCGGAAGAUGGCAACAAAGUUGGUGAUCAGGGCCCGCAAUAUGAAAUCAGCGGCAUGCCCAUUGAAAACAUCAUCGAAAUGGUCGCUGGUCUCUUGACCAAAAUCACAGCUACGAACGAUAGACAACACCAGCACCUACACCACCAGAUGACCCCACCAGAGGGCGGCUCGUCCUCGAACCGAAUGCAAUCGAACAGUGUACUGGCUUUUCACGGAAAGAACGUGCCUAGCAUCACAAUUCUGAGCUACCUUCUUCGCAUCAACAAAUACUGUCCCACGAGCUACGAGGUGUUUCUCAGCCUGUUAGUCUACUUUGAUCGCAUGAUGGAAAAGGUGAACGCGGGCGCCAUGCAAAACCUACGAGAGAUGGACAGACACGAACGCGCUAUAGCUUCUGAGCAAGAACUCAAGAGUCCUACUUCUACACAUUUCAUGGAGGGUGUGGCACCUGCGAGCCAUGGCUACGCACAAACAGCAACACCUCCGUUGUCUGGUGAGCUCGGAACACAAAAUCAAGGAGCCGUACCUGGUACUCCUCAUAGCAAAGCUCGUCAGCCCGACUCUCCUGCGGCAUCUGCUCUGGACGCAGAUACUCUCGACCUUUCACAUCUCUUUGUUGUUGACAGCUUCAACAUUCAUCGCUUGGUUAUUGCAGGUGUGACGUGCGCCAGCAAAUUCUUUUCCGACAUCUUCUACACAAAUUCGCGUUAUGCUAAGGUUCGUUCUGUCCUGAAAUGUUUUCAAUCUUGCGCUAACAUUUCUUACAGNGUUGGUGGCCUCCCUCUUCCUGAGCUCAAUCAUCUUGAGUUGCAGUUUCUACUCUUGAACGACUUCCGACUAUCCGUCCCUGUUGAAGAAAUCGAAGCAUACGGAACCACACUGGUUGAGUUCUAUGCCAGAGAGGUUUUAGCUCAGAGAGCAGAGCAAGCCGAAUAA
Molecule: messenger RNA, 1245 nt
Organism: Aureobasidium vineae
Lineage: Eukaryota; Fungi; Ascomycota; Dothideomycetes; Dothideales; Saccotheciaceae
Source: the annotation of a GenBank genome assembly